This is a messenger RNA of Anopheles stephensi (Asian malaria mosquito), 670 nucleotides long. RefSeq lists its product as uncharacterized. Gene Ontology annotation, biological process: vacuolar proton-transporting V-type ATPase complex assembly. NCBI's taxonomy places the organism in Eukaryota, Metazoa, Arthropoda, Insecta, Diptera, Culicidae. The record is from RefSeq and is a predicted model, not a curated record. The transcript is spliced from 2 exons. Bases 147 to 545 code for a protein of 132 amino acids. Gene Ontology annotation, cellular component: endoplasmic reticulum membrane.
GCACGAGGUGCAAUCGGGUGCAAGGCAGCUCGAAAGCGUGCCUGUUGUGAUUGAAAACAGUCUGUUCGAGUGCCCAAAAUUCAUUAAAAAUCCGCCUCAGCAUCCCGUAAUCGUUCUCCGAUACCGUGAAGCGAAGGCAGGCUGUAAUGGGUCGGCGAAAGAAGGGCGCCAGCAAUCCGUCGGACGAGAAGCGGGUGCAGCCCGUACCGGACAACCGGCCGACGGUGGUCGGCGGGCGAGAGACGGAACGGCAGGAGGAGGUGGACGAUCCGUACACGAUACCGUUACAUUCCCGGCAGGCCGCCUUUGCGAUCCUGUGGCUGCUUGUGUACAGCUUUGCCAUGUUCACGCUGCCGUUCGGUGCGUUCUACGGCACGAGACACGUGUUGGCGGAUCGCUUCCAGAUCGAAGGUUUCCACAACACGUGCGGCUCGGUGCUGGCCGCAGUACUGACGGUGAACAUUAUUAUCAUGCUUUACGCAUUCCGUGGCUUUCGCGAGGUGGAAGAGGAGGACCGUGAGCGUGCGAACCGGAAACACCGCUAGUGUCCGGGCCCGUUCCGAUUGUCAGCAGAUUGUAGCAGAACCCGUGUGUGCGCGCGCUUGGUCGACGUCGAUAGUAUUAUGCUAGGAAACUAAUAAACACAUGCCUAGGGCUUCUCCCACCAACA